AUUUCUCUAAGCACAAAAUUAACACUUCUUUUUCACAAGCUAACUGUAGAAGAAAGGCCCUAGCUGCUGCAGUGAUGAGUAACUACGGAGAGGAGGAGAUUGUUCGCCCUGUUGCUGACUUCUCUCCAAGUCUUUGGGGUGAUCGUUUCCAUUAUUUCUCCCUCGAUAAUCAGGUUGAAAAAGAGUAUGCUCAAGAGAUUGAAACAUUGAAAGAGCAAACAAGGAGUAUGUUGUUAGCUGCGAGUGGAAUGACAUUGGCUGAGAAGUUGAAUCUGAUAGACAUUGUUGAGCGCCUUGGCUUAGCUUACCAUUUUGAGAAACAAAUAGAAGACAUGUUGGAUCAAAUUUACAAAGCACAUCCUAACUUUGAGAGUCAUGAAUACAGUGACUUAACUACUUUAUCCGUUCAGUUUCGACUACUGAGACAACAUGGUUACAAUAUCUCUCCAAAAAUUUUUAGCAGAUACCAAGAUGCAAAGGGAAAAUUUAACGAACCCCUUAGCAACGACAUCAAAGGUCUAUUGAACUUAUAUGAAGCUUCACAUGUAAGGACUCAUGGAGAAGACAUCUUAGAAGAGGCACUUGCUUUCUCCACUGCUCAUCUUGAAUCUGCAGCUCCACAUUUGAAGUCACCUCUGAGUAAGCAAGUCACACAUGCCCUUGAGCAAUCUCUCCAUAAGAGCAUUCCAAGAGUUGAGACACGAUACUUCAUCUCUAUCUACGAAGAGGAGGAACAUAAGAAUGAUGUGUUGCUUCGAUUUGCAAAACUGGACUUCAACUUACUUCAGAUGUUGCACAAACAAGAACUCAGUGAAGUAUCAAGGUGGUGGAAAGAUUUGGAUUUUGUGACAACACUUCCAUAUGCUAGGGAUAGAGCAGUUGAGUGCUACUUUUGGACGAUGGGAGUGUAUGCUGAACCUCAGUAUUCUCAUGCUCGUGUCAUGCUUGCUAAGACUAUAGCAAUGAUUUCUAUAGUAGAUGACACAUUCGAUGCUUAUGGAAUCGUAAAAGAACUCGAGGUUUACACCGAUGCCAUACAGAGGUGGGAUAUCAGCCAAAUUGAUCGGCUCCCAGAUUACAUGAAAAUCAGUUAUAAAGCACUUCUAGAUCUCUACAACGAUUAUGAAACAGAGUUGUCAAUGGAUGGUAGAUCCGAUGUUGUUCACUACGCCAAAGAAAGAAUGAAAGAAAUCGUGAGAAACUAUUUUGUGGAAGCAAAAUGGUUCAUUGAAGGAUACAUGCCACCUGUUUCUGAGUAUCUUAGCAAUGCAUUAGCUACUAGCACUUAUUACUUGCUUACGACAACAUCCUACUUGGGCGUGAAAUCUGCUAACAAGGAAGAUUUUGAAUGGUUGGCUAAGAACCCUAAAAUCCUUGAAGCCAAUGUGACUUUAUGUCGAGUCAUUGAUGAUAUAGCAACCUAUGAAGUUGAGAAGGGUAGAGGUCAGAUUGCAACUGGAAUUGAGUGUUAUAUGAGGGAUUAUGGCGUAUCAACAGAAGUAGCAAUGGAAAAAUUCCAAGAGAUGGCUGAGAUAGCAUGGAAGGAUGUAAAUGAAGGAAUUCUUCGACCAACACCUAUCUCUACAGAAAUCCUUACUCGUAUUCUCAAUCUGGCUCGUAUUAUAGAUGUCACUUACAAGCACAAUCAAGAUGGAUACACUCAUCCAGAGAAGGUUCUAAAACCUCACAUUAUCGCUUUGUUGGUAGAUUCUAUUGAAAUUUAAAUUAUCAAUUCACCAAGGAAUACUUGGUACUUCUCAGUCCCUUAAAUAAGUAAUUGGUGAUAUCGUGCAAUGAAGUUACUUUCUUAA
This is a messenger RNA of Solanum tuberosum (potato), 1811 nucleotides long. RefSeq names its product putative vetispiradiene synthase 3. Gene Ontology annotation, molecular function: magnesium ion binding; terpene synthase activity. The record is from RefSeq and is marked provisional. Gene Ontology annotation, biological process: diterpenoid biosynthetic process. NCBI's taxonomy places the organism in Eukaryota, Viridiplantae, Streptophyta, Magnoliopsida, Solanales, Solanaceae.